Messenger RNA from Rhizophagus irregularis DAOM 181602=DAOM 197198, 686 nucleotides. RefSeq lists its product as uncharacterized. The record is from RefSeq and is a predicted model, not a curated record. Lineage: Eukaryota; Fungi; Glomeromycota; Glomeromycetes; Glomerales; Glomeraceae.
UUGAAGUUCUAACUUUUACCAUGCCUAUUCCAAAAUCUACUCUUCGUCCAAUUGCUCCUAAACCACAAACACCUGUACAGGACCCUGAUGUUAUAGCUGUAUUAACAUUUACUCCAUCAGAAAUUCAAGAAGUGACGGUACCUACUACUGAUGUUUCAACACCUGUAAUCACUAAAGUUUCUAAAAAGAAUAAUGGCCAAAAAACAGAAAGAGCAAGUUCUGUUGAAGAAGAAACUGGCUGGGAUGAUACAAAUACUGGAUUAUUGAUAAGUUUUCUUGAAGAUAAUUUUGAUAUUUACAAAAAAAAUAAGUCCAAUUUUGCCAAAACAGCUGCUACUAAGAUUUUUUCAGGAAAAAAAGGAGAACAAAACAGGAAAUGGUUUGACAGACUUGAUGCUUUGUUUGAAACUCAUGAAAAUCACAAUCCGGGAUUUUUAGUAGAUGGAUUUUCUGAUGAUGUUCAAUUGUUUGACAGUUUUAAAGAAAAAGAAACAGAAACUAAUGAAGAAGUUUUGGCAGAAAAAAAAGAUAAUCAAAUUACUAAAAAACGAAAAUCUCUUUCACAGGAUCCAUUAGCCGAAGCCAUAAUUUCUAUGAGUAAUGCAAGACAAAUAAUUUGGGAAAAACGACUUGCCUCUGAGAAUGACCAGUUUGAAAAGAAGCAAGUAGUUGAAAAGGAAGAAUGA